UCCAACUACACCACCAACAACGACAACGACAUUACAAACAACAACUACAACGACACCGCCAACAACUACAACUACACCACCAACAACGACAACGGCAAUGCCAACGACAACUACACCACACAUAACGAAAACGACAGUACAAACAACAACUACAACACCGCAAACAACAACAACACCAUUACAAACAACAACUAUACUAUCGACAAUGACCAUACCAACGACAACGCCAAUAACGACGAUGACUGUACCGAUGACGACAACAGAAACUACAGCCAAUGCACAAACAACGACGACGACGACAUCAUCAACAAAGACUACAACCUUAGCAGCAGGAGCAGCAACAACAACAACAACGCCUCAGUUCUCAGCAUUCCAGGUUCCAGUAGAAAACUGUAUAAUGUUCACAAUGAGAAGUGUUAACGAGACAUUUCAGUUGCCCCUAGCAACCUCUGUCGUCACUUCCUCCUCGGAAUGUGCGUUACAUUGCCACAGGAACAGUAACUGCCGGAGCGUCAGUAUAAAGGGCACUUCACCAAGCAUCACAUGUGUCCUAGGUACGAAUACUGGUGUGACGGACUCGGACAUAGGAGCUGUCAUAUUUGAUUUGUCAUAAAGGCAUUAUAGAGCAAAAAAAUAAAUAUUGAAAUUGUUUGAUAGUCUAACCGCCAGAGUUGGAUAUGGGUGAACAUAUGUCCGGAUUUAGCGGUCAGUGAGAAGCCCGGAUGUAGACGAUGGUGGUCAGAUUUCA
This is a messenger RNA of Pecten maximus, 748 nucleotides long. Its product is annotated as hepatitis A virus cellular receptor 1-like. The transcript is spliced from 3 exons. Bases 98 to 613 code for a protein of 171 amino acids. NCBI's taxonomy places the organism in Eukaryota, Metazoa, Mollusca, Bivalvia, Pectinida, Pectinidae. The record is from RefSeq and is a predicted model, not a curated record.